AUGUUUGUCCUAACAUCAGCCCAACGUUCAUACGACCUGUUGGCGUUGAAAAUGUUUCAACUUCGAACCAUUCUUUCACGCCACGAGCGUGCAAGGCUAGCAGACGGGGGCUUUUACCCAAUUCGCCAGUUUUCGAUCAACCAAGGGAAAGCAAAAGACCUCAGUCAGCCUGGCACCAAUGCCCCUAAAAAUCGGUCUAUUCCCUCAGUGGCCUCAAGCUCUCGCGCUCCUCCAAGAAAAGCCAACUUUCCGCCGGCAAAUUUGAAUUCUAAACGUCCUGACUCUGACAAACCUCGUCCUCGACGCAUUUUUGACGCAAGGUCGCUCGCAGCCCCUUCAGCUAGUGGACAACAUACGAACAUUCUCAGGAGCACCUCGUUGCGAAAUCCUCGUACUGGACCACCAGUUCGUGCUCGGAGGUCAAGAACACCUGCGAAAUCGUCGGCAUCUAAAACUCGAAAAGGGGGUCGCCCUCAGCGUCAAAAGAACUCGGAAAUUGAAGAAGAAGACAAGAUCCUGAAAUCUCAGAUUGAAAAUGUAUAUCGCCAACUCGCCGAGAAAACAAAGCCAACGCCUAGUUCCUACAAUCCUCAGACACCUGAUUUCUCUAAUCUGAAGGAGACUUGGCCGUCCUUUCCAACGGAUACAACUGCCAGUACCUCUGAGGUUGUUGAAAAACUAUCCUUACUAAGUGACCGCUUCCCCAAUGGUUAUGUCCCACCUUAUGAACUAGGCACGCGGCUCUUUAAGGGACAAUUUGUUCGGUUCCUCGACGAGAAGGAGAAAACAGAGGCUAUAGCAGAGGCGAAGAAACUUUCGCAGCAGAGGGCAGACAGCUAUUCACAGCGGAAAGGUGAUCUAAUAGAACCGGAGGAUGUUAGCUUCACCCCAAUGAGUGCAGAGCGCAGGAAGUCUUUGAUCCAAUCCUUUGUGCAGGGAACUUAUCCUAAACUUAACACCGAACAAGCCGGUAAAUCGCCUAUUCUCAGUGAAGUAUCAAGGAAUCUCAGGAAUAACGUCUCUUAUCAAGAGACCAGGAAGAGCUCUCAAUUCCUUGCCAAGGUGGAAUCACUUCUAGCUUCAGGUCGCCCUGUGAAACGUGUCUAA
Aspergillus alliaceus is the source of this 1107-nucleotide messenger RNA. RefSeq lists its product as uncharacterized. The record is from RefSeq and is a predicted model, not a curated record. The transcript is spliced from 2 exons. The coding region runs from base 1 to 1107 and encodes 368 amino acids. NCBI's taxonomy places the organism in Eukaryota, Fungi, Ascomycota, Eurotiomycetes, Eurotiales, Aspergillaceae.